Molecule: messenger RNA, 706 nt
Organism: Ipomoea nil (Japanese morning glory)
Lineage: Eukaryota; Viridiplantae; Streptophyta; Magnoliopsida; Solanales; Convolvulaceae
Product: homeobox-leucine zipper protein HAT4-like
Exons: 2
Coding region: 74-706 (210 amino acids)
Cellular component (GO): nucleus
Source: RefSeq, a predicted model, not a curated record
AUCAUCUGUGUAUGUCUAUAUCAAGAAUUGAACCAGGCUGAGUGAGAUUUUGGUCGUAUUCUGAGAAAACAAAAUGAUGGUGGGAAAAGAAGAUUUGGGGUUGAGUUUGAGCUUGAGCUUUCCGGAGAUCAGUAGAAACUCUGCUUCUGCGACGCCAUUACCGCACCUCAAUAAUCCCUUGCCCGCUCACCCUUCACCUCUCAAUCUCUUCCACAAACCUCCCUGGGGACCUGAAUCUUUCCCUUCCUCAGAUCGGAACUCGGAGACAUGCAGGGCGGAAACUCGGACGUUGUUGAAAGGGAUAGACGUGAACAGAGCGCCGGCGGCCACCGACGUGGAGGAGGAGGCCGGAGUGUCGUCGCCGAACAGCACGAUUUCGAGCGUGAGCGGGAAGAGAGAAUUAAAUAUAACGAUGAACCCAGAAGAAAACUACGUGAAACGGGCGUGCUCCCGGGGCAUCAGCGAUGAGGAAGACGGCGAAACUUCUAGACAGAAGCUCCGCCUCACCAAAGAUCAGUCCGUCGUUCUGGAAGAGAGCUUCAAAGAACACAACACUCUUAAUCCCGUAAGCUCCCAAACAUAUACAUAUCCGGCAGCAUUUUCGUCGUCUUCUCCAACUGGCCCGGCGUGUCCUUUUCGUACAAAGCCAGGGCAUUCUCCAACCGGUUCGGCGUGUGCUCUUGCUUUCUUCAAGAAUCCAACUUGA